CGUUCACACACACACAGAUUUGCACAAUUGUUGGUUGUAUUCGUCUUCUAAAUUGUUCUCUGUCUUUCUGCUAUCGGAGAGGUUCGUCCAAGAUGAAGAACAAAGUGGGACAUUCGAAUGCGGGCAGGACUGUUUCAGCACGGCCAAGCCAAUCACGCAGCAGCGUAGGGGGACCAACAACACCUGGGGUCGUGUUCGCUGAGGAACCAGAAUUUGAGACGCAGGUCGACGACGAGAUGAACGAAGAUUUUGACGACGAAGAGGUGGCAGUUGAGGAAGAGGAGGAAGAGGAGGCAGAAGAGGAGGAAGAGGAGGCAGAGGAGGAGGAAGAGGAGGAAGAGGAGGAAGAAGAGGAAGAGGAGGAAUGAGGGAGAAGAAGAAGAAGAGGAGGAAGUGGAGGAAGAGGAGGAAGAAGAGGAGGAAGACAUGGAGAUUGCCUGUGGGAAGCGGAAAGAGAAAUGGGUGAGGGAUACAUUCAUAAACACGAAGUUGCGAAAAGACCUUCUUCCGUUCUUCUGGGCCGUCUGCCUCACAGCUGCUGGAGUAAAGUUGUACGUGCAGU
Molecule: messenger RNA, 562 nt
Organism: Chara braunii
Lineage: Eukaryota; Viridiplantae; Streptophyta; Charophyceae; Charales; Characeae
Source: the annotation of a GenBank genome assembly